AAAAUGGGUCAAACUAUGGGUAGAAUGCCUGAAACAUGGCAAGGUCUCCUGGAGGAGAAAGAUCGUGUUUUACACUGGAGUUCCGAAGUGUUGGCAAGAGUGCAGGAUAAUGUUACGAACGAGGAUACGUUCUUGAUGGAUUAUGAUGACGACAAGGUCAACGGUAAAAUCGAUACGUGGAUUAAAACUAAUCAGACACGAGUUGAUGAGACAUUCAAUAAAUACGCAAACGCGCCGGAUUCACUAAAAAAUGUAAUCAAAACUGGAAUUGAAAAGCUUAUCGAAGAAGUACGAACAAAAAUGCGGAAAGACUAUCAAAAUGCGUAUAACGAUAUAAAAAAGUUUAAUAAAAAAGUGGACCAAUUGGGCGCGGAAGAAAGAAAAAUUCACGCCGAUAUACAAAAGUUAGAGGAGGAAUGCGCGGGAGAUGUGCAAAAAUUUCAAAAGAAAUUUGGACCGUUGAGAAUAAAAGUUUUCGAUAACUUGAGAACCGGCGAAAAAAUGAUAUUCCAAGACAAAAGAUUAAAAACUGAUUUCACUAAAAAGGCAUACGACGUUGAUCACAAAUAUUCUGCCGAUUGUACGAAACGGAUCGAUAAAAUGCUCAAAGAUUUCGAGAAGAGCGCGAUAAAAUAUGAAACGCGCAAUGAUAAUGACGACUAA
This is a messenger RNA of Nylanderia fulva, 663 nucleotides long. RefSeq lists its product as uncharacterized. The record is from RefSeq and is a predicted model, not a curated record. NCBI's taxonomy places the organism in Eukaryota, Metazoa, Arthropoda, Insecta, Hymenoptera, Formicidae.